UAUAGUAACGGUUUCAACGAUUAAAAGCAGACCAGAAACCAAACAGUUUUCCGAUAGCAAUGAAAAAGGACUCAAAAGACUCGAAAAAAGGCGACAACAAAAAGCUGGAGACAAAAGAUGCCAAAAAAGAUGACUCAAAGGGCAAAAAAGAGACACCAAAAUCGUUGACUAAACCCGAAAACAAAGAUCUUAAGACGGGAUCUAAAACGUCGAGUUCGGAGAACAAAACAAAGAAACCGGAUGUCAAAGAUGUCAAGAAAGACAAUCCAAAAUCUGUGUCUAAAACUGGCAGUAAGGAAGUGAGUCCUUAUUUGGCUCAAAAGAUCGGAUCCAAAGAUGGGAAAAAAGAGCCCGUAUUUGGAAGUAUGAAAUCCGAUAUCAAGAAAGACAGUUCAAAAUCUGGUGCCAAACCUGAGAUUAAAGAUGUGAAAAAAGACAAUAUAUUUGGUGCCAAAAAACCAGAGAAUAAAGACAUCAAAAAAGACGAUAAGAAAGACAUCAAAAAAGACGACAAGAAAGACAUCAAAAAAGACGACAAGAAAGACAUCAAAAAAGACGACAAGAAAGACAUCAAAAAAGACGACAAGAAAGACAUCAAAAAAGACGACAAGAAAGCCAUAACAAAACCGGUGACUAAAACAGAAAGUAAAGAUUCAAAGAAGGAAUCAAAAGACAGUCCGUUAUUGGCGACUAAAUCUAAGACAAAGGAUAUGACACCAAAAAUUGGAUCAAAAGAAGUGAAAAAAGAUGAGAAAAAAGAGCCUAUAUUUGGAAGUAAGAAAUUGGAGGUCAAAGAUGUAAAGAAAGUGGACUCAAAGAUUUUGAAAGACAAACCAAAAAUCGAUCACAAAUCAGAUACAAAAGUAAAGGAUUUGCUUAAAGAUCUGUCCAAAGAUAAGAACAGUAAAUCGGAUUCCAAGGACACCAAAAAAGAUGAGAAAAAAUCAUCGAAAUCUGAGAUUAAAUCGGAUUCAAAAGCAAAAGAAUUGAUUAAAGACAACAAAUCCGACAUCAAAAAAGAUGAUAAAAAAUCACCAAAACCUGAGAUUAAGAAAGAGUCAAAAACAGAGAAGAAAUCAAUUAUUGGAUCAGAUGGUGUUAAGUCAUCGACAGAAACGUUUCCACUUUUGAAGAAACCUGAGCCUAAAAAAGAAUCACAAGAAGAGAAAAAAGAAUCACAAGAAGCGAAAAAAGAAUCACAAGAAGCGAAAAAAGUGGACUUUGGAUCAGCUGGUGGUAAGUCGGAGACAGAAUCGUCUGCAGACUUCAAUGAACCUGAGAAAGAAUCAGUCAUCAAAUCGGACAUUGAAUCAGCUGGUAGUAAGUCAUUGACAAAUUUGCCGCCGCUUUCUAAGAAAAGUGAUCCCAUAUUAGAGUCAAAAAGUGAUUUAUCGACAGAACCGAAGACCACAAUCACUGAGCCGGUUAUCGCAUCGGCAGACGUUGGCAGUGGUGGUGGCGGUGGUGGCGGUGGUGAACAGUCUCCCGACAAUGCGAACCGUAGAUCUAAAUAUCAUUGGUUUAUCAUAGCAGCGAUGGUCGGUGGGGCUGCCAUUGCAAUCAUUUAUUUGGCCAAUAGUUACCGACAACCCAGUGAGUCGACUAAUCAGUAAUUAUUGAAAAUCGAUGACUAGUAUUGUUAAAUUACUUAAGUGUAUAUAUAAAAAGAUAUUUGAAAAAACUUGUUGAGUAAUAAAAUAUGUUUUAAG
Molecule: messenger RNA, 1709 nt
Organism: Oppia nitens
Lineage: Eukaryota; Metazoa; Arthropoda; Arachnida; Sarcoptiformes; Oppiidae
Product: cylicin-1-like
Exons: 1
Coding region: 60-1613 (517 amino acids)
Source: RefSeq, a predicted model, not a curated record